Xyrauchen texanus (razorback sucker) is the source of this 2903-nucleotide messenger RNA. RefSeq names its product niban apoptosis regulator 2b (gene niban2b). The transcript has 14 exons. The coding region runs from base 264 to 2897 and encodes 877 amino acids. Lineage: Eukaryota; Metazoa; Chordata; Actinopteri; Cypriniformes; Catostomidae. The record is from RefSeq and is a predicted model, not a curated record.
GAAAAAAGUUCUUUAGACGGAUGAAGUGAAGUUAUAGAUGAUUGAGCUUUCCAUUCCCCAGCAACACUUCAAUAGAGUGCCUGUCAGCCUUUAUGUGAAAACUCUCCGAGAUUGCUUUCUCCGUUCAAGAUACUUGAGAAGAAAAGGGUGGAGCCGCUCAAAUCAACUUUUGUUUAUAUCAUAUAAGAAACCAGCGCCCCUUUUACUACACAGCUGCUUUUCGGAGACGAAGUUAAACUACUCUGCCAAGGAACAGCGGCGCAAUGGGGGAUUUGAUCUCAACUCAUCUUGAUGAAAGUAAACGGGAGGUUAUUACAUCACGGACAGGGGUGCUGAUGGGAGAGUUUGGUCGACUAUAUGAAAAGCAGUAUGCAGUCGCUCUCUUUAACAAGAUGCGCUAUGACAUGGAGGGUGGGGGAGGCCCUCAACCCCAGCUCCUGCACAGGAAGGUGCCUCUUAAUAAUAAGUCCAUCUUCUCAGGGGCUUUGUUCCAAUAUCUAGAAGAAAAUAAAAAAUGGAGGAAUGGUUUUCUCUUUAUACCUGACUCCUUCAACAUCAACUAUUAUGAAAACAAACAGGCCCAUGACAGAGGCCUGCAUCCUAAAGGCACUAUUAAUUGUGCUGGCUACAGGGUCCUGACUUCUAUGGAGGAAUAUCUUGAGCUCCUUAACACCAGCCUCCCAGGUGUAAAAGCUAAAGUUGGCACUUCUCCAUUCCUAAAAUGUGUGACACAGUUUCCCCUUAUACUCUGGCACCCUUAUGCACGUCACUACGUUUUCUGUGUGGUGACCGAGAAGGAGCAGCAGAAAUGGAAUGCUGUCUUUCAGGAUUGUGUCCGGCACACCAACAACGGAUUGUCUGAAGAAUGUAAAGUUCAGACCCCGGCAUUCACAGACACGGUGCGACUCUAUCGACAGGCACAUGGACAUUAUGGAACCUGGGAUAUGAUGUGCGGGAUGCCUCAACAGAUUCUUGCCAAUUUAGUGAUGGAGACCCUCCUCCCUGAGCUGAAAGACCUCAUCACCCCCAAACUGAAGGGCAAAAUGCAUGAGAGACAGAUGAAUUGGAUGCUGAUAUCAGAUGCAAUGUAUGGGCUGGUUCAGAGCCAGACUCAAGCGCAGUAUGAAGCAAUAGUGCAGAGCUGUGAAGCAGGUAGCCCCCCACUGGAAAACACUAUCCGCACAGACAUGGACCAGAUCAUCUCUUCCAAAGAACAUGUGACCAGCAAAAUCAGAGCUCUUGUUCUGCCCAAAGCAGAGAAGCUUCUGAAGGUGAGUAUCCAACCGUAUAUCAGCUCUAUCCUGGAAGCUUUGAUGGAACCCACCAGCAGAGGUUUCUUUGAGGUGCGAGACUUGUUCUUCAGGGAGUUGGUGGAUAUGAGCAAGAACCUUCUCAAUGAUGGCAACAAGGAAAGGCUUGGAGAACACAUGGAGAAGAUCUCCAUGCUAGCCUUCCAUCCUGUGAAGAUGCAGAUCUGCUAUGAGAGAGUGGAGACACUGAGUUUAGAGGGACUGCAGCAGCGGUUUGACGUUUCCAGCCCCUCUGUGUUUGUCCAGAGAGCCCAAAUCUUAAUUAGAGAGCAAAUGGAUGAUGCAGUGUACACAUUUGAGCAGCUCCUGCACCAGAGUCUGGAGUGCCAAGAAGGAGAAGACCUCUGCAAAACCAUCCAGCGCUGCCAGGAUCGUGUCAUCAAGAAAUUUGACUAUGAUAGCAGCACUGUUCGUAAGAAGUUCUUCAGAGAGGCUCUUCUCCAGAUAUUCAUCCCUUACAUGCUGAAACAGCUCUCUCCAACAUGCUCUGCUGAACUCCCUCAUUUCCAGGAGCUGAUCUUUGAAGAUUUCUCUCGUUUCAUUCUGGUGGAGAAUAUCUUUGAGGAAGUGGUAUUGCACACAGUUCUGAAAGACAUAAUGAUGGCUGUGAAGGAAGCAGCUGUCCAGCGGAGACACAACCUGUACCGAGACAGCAUCAUUCUUAACAACAGUGACCCGAAUCUUCUCCUUCUGGGAGAGAACCCUCCAAUUGACUGGGCUGGGGGGUAUGGAGGAGGCCAAGAGGAGGUGGAUGGAGAUGAUGAAGGACAAGUGGGAGAUACAGAAGCUCAUAAGAGACACAGGAUGAAGCAAGUGGUCUCCAUGAUCCAGCUGGAAGGCACCGCCUAUAUGCUGCCCAAUGAAUCAACCUUAGAAGUGCCUGCCGUAGAUGACAUUCCUAAAGAUGAGGCAGAGGGAGGCUCGGACACCAAAUCAACCCAGGAGUCAGAGAAGAAAGUUCCCAAUGGAACUAAAAAGGAUGUUAAUAGAAAUGAGUUUGAGGAGAAACCCCCUGCUUUAACAAAUAGAACAACACUUCAAGAGGAAGAAACUCCAGCAGAAAUGCCACUACAGGAAACAGAAAACAACUCAGCCUCGGAGAGUGCCAUACAGGAAAUAGACAAUACAGUAGAGGAAGAGGAACAUGAGCUGGGUGGAGAGGUCAGGAUGCAGAAAGAUGCAGAGUCAUCAUUCUUAAAAGAGGACAUUGCAACUAAGGAGGUAGAAUUUACCCCAAACUAUGAAGAUGGGACACAACUAAACCAAGUGGAAAUGCCUGCAUUGGUUACAAACAAAGAUACACCUUCAGGCACAAAAGAAAUGUCUUUAGAUUCCCCAGCAAGGGAAGUAGAGGCAGUGACACCAUCAGGCCAACAGGAGAAAAGUCACAUUUCAGAGAACAAUCAAGAUUCCCACUCAGAGCAAAGCACUGACUCCAUAUCUCCGUCACAGCAAGACAACAGCAGAUUUCAGUCUCCCACUAAUGAAGCAGCACUGGAGGCGCUUCAAAUGGCAAAGGAGGAGUGUAAUGACUUUGAAACGGGAGAAGACACUGGAAAGGGAGAAAAUGUGCACAUGGAUCACUAGUGAAAC